CGACUGAACUGCUGAGGAAUACAGUCGAGGUCUCGGUUCAAGCGUUUCGAUGGUGGGGCGAAUACGAGGCCAAACGCUCACUCAGCCGCGCCUGAUUGCGGUUUCUGGCGUGGCAACGGGGAAGCCGAGUCCGGGCCCGAAGCGCACUCGGAUAUCCACGCUGAGCAAUUCCAGUAAAUUGCAAAAUAUGAGGGAGCAACAAAUCGCCCGUCACCCUCUGCCGCCCUGUGGAUUUGGGCACACAGAACUUUCGGUCUGGCAGGCAAUAGGCCGAUCUCUAAGCAGCUCAACGACAUUGUACCUCAAUUCUCGAUCGUUAAUCCAAAGACCCAAAUUGUGCCUGUAUAUUCCCAUUGGAAUAUCGGACACAUCCUGCAGCGGAGCGCUCUGUUUGAUCGUGGGUAAGAUUCUCGUCUGUGGACAGAGGAUGUUUCUCCUAAUCGUGCCUAGGUUUCAGAUUUCUUUGCGACUGAUGGUUACCGUAGAGUAUCCUUUGCAUAGGGUCUGGUAUUGACAGAUAUGAGGGACAUUUGGUGGGAGCAACAGUUUCAAUAUUCAACUAAGCUGCAAUUUAAAACACAAAAUAUCAGUCCAGCAUUUAGAUAUAACCAAAAUCCAUGCCGCCAGCAUGUG
This is a messenger RNA of Aspergillus pseudonomiae, 633 nucleotides long. RefSeq lists its product as uncharacterized. The record is from RefSeq and is a predicted model, not a curated record. NCBI's taxonomy places the organism in Eukaryota, Fungi, Ascomycota, Eurotiomycetes, Eurotiales, Aspergillaceae. Bases 50 to 514 code for a protein of 154 amino acids. The transcript has 2 exons.